Messenger RNA from Chelonoidis abingdonii (Abingdon island giant tortoise), 306 nucleotides. RefSeq names its product chromosome 1 C3orf85 homolog (gene C1H3orf85). NCBI's taxonomy places the organism in Eukaryota, Metazoa, Chordata, Testudines, Testudinidae. The record is from RefSeq and is a predicted model, not a curated record.
UCAGGUGUAUUGGGAGCACCAUUUGUGUCUGAAGAAGAAGCAAAUGAGUUUAUACAACUUAAGAGACAAACACUAUAUUCUCAGAAUUAUUGGGAUCCAAGCAACAGCCAGAAUGCAUGGGGUUACACUCUGGCUGAACAGGUUAGAGAAUCAUGGACAGCUUUGAGAACCACAACACAGUACUACAUGGACUUGGGAUCUUUUGCCUUUGAUCCUGCCACUGCCCGGGACCACAUUAGGUCUUACAUGGAUAUGCUACAGCAAUCGGGGGCUCACCUCCAGCAGCAGAUAAGAAAACACAACUAA